Messenger RNA from Prunus armeniaca (apricot), 174 nucleotides. NCBI's taxonomy places the organism in Eukaryota, Viridiplantae, Streptophyta, Magnoliopsida, Rosales, Rosaceae. The record is from the annotation of a GenBank genome assembly.
AUGAGGACAGGAUGCUUCAGAUCAGCGGAGAGAGGAACGUACAGAAGGUUUCAGCUCUCGGAGAAUGCGAAGGUAGACGAGAUUAAGGCUGCAAUGGAGAAUGGGGUUCUGAGCGUCACUGUUCCCAAGGCAGAGGUGAAAAAGGCCGAUGUUAAAGCCAUUGAAAUUAAUUGA